Molecule: messenger RNA, 1773 nt
Organism: Pochonia chlamydosporia 170
Lineage: Eukaryota; Fungi; Ascomycota; Sordariomycetes; Hypocreales; Clavicipitaceae
Exons: 2
Coding region: 1-1773 (590 amino acids)
Source: RefSeq, a predicted model, not a curated record
AUGGCGACUCUCAUUUCUCUUGACGACCAGCGUAUUUGGGCACCACCAAGGCACAAUUUCACCCAGGAAUCUUUUAGCGAACCAUCGUCCUGCAAGCAGCAGAAGCUACCGCUACAGCACAUAACUGCUCCAUCGCCUCCAGCAGACGGAUUCGUGCUGCCCGGAAGCAGCAGCAACGAUGCUAUAAUUAUUUCCUCCGAUGAGGAGGAUGACACGGACAAUGAAGAUGAUGGCGUCAACGAUCCGUUGCAGAGUUCUCGACCGUGUGAAUCGCAUUCGUCCGUUGCGGGAAACGAUGCGGCAAGUGAUGUAUCUGGAGAGUGGGAUGAAUCUUAUUAUGGAACAAUCGACGAUACCCAUCCUCAACUUCUCGGCACAGUAGAUGAUCAUACUGUCACUUCUCUGCCAGCGGCUGAACAAGACUCACUUCGGACAGAAGUAUCAAGACUAGCAUCAUCCGGUUCUGUAGCCCACGACUCAAUGGAGGCCCCAUUUAGCCAGUCUGCAUCCGUGCCACAAACUUCAGGCUACUCAGGCGAAAUGCCACUGGACCGGACAGAUUCCUUUGCAGCCGCUCAAGAGUCUGAUGACGAACUCUGCCCUUCUCACCAGCUUGAAACUCGGGGCCUGACUUUGCUGAAUCAUAAUGACUUCGUCGACGAUAUCAAUAACGCCGACGCCUCGGCCAAUGUCCAGAAGGCAGGCAACAGCGCUCUUGUGCUUUUGCCCCUAGGUUCGAGGACUUUUGACCAUGCGACUGUCCCAAAUACAAUCCAAGAAAGCAAGCCCUUGGAUGGAUCAAUUGGCAAAGCACAAGACUUCAUGGACAGUCAAGGAUGCCACACAGUGGAAUCCAACACGCAACAUCUCGAAGAAAUCCAGCCCCGAGCAGCCGCAGUUAUUAACGCAGAGGGAAGGACUAGGACGCCCAACAUAUGUGACGGUCGCAACAAGCGCCGGAGGCGCAAAGCUUGCGAACCCACGGGCGAAGGAAGUGACAGCGGUGAUGAAUUUACCCCAGCACGGAAGCUUCGGAAAGCAAGUUCGCAUCGUCAAACACAAAAACGGAAUCCAAGCCGUUGCCGCAAAUCUAAAAGAGACGUCACCGAAUCGCAAGCAAAGAAUCACGGGAACAUUUCUGGGAGCAAAGAUUAUAAUCUUGACACCACCAUCGCAAGUUAUGAGGAAUGGCUUCUUUCAGAUGCCGUGCUCAAAUGUAUUCGCGAUAACGGUACCAUGACGUUUCAAAUGCAAUUCACCCACACGACCUCUCCCUGUGGUAUUCACACCAAACACCCAAAGGAUACGACAGACGAGUCUCCCCCAGACACAGGUCAGCCGCAUACCGGCGCAAAAAAGCCCAAAGACCGCAGAUGGUUCAAGACGAAGGCUUUGACUCCAGAGCAAGACGUUCUAACCUAUCAAGCAUCGCCGAAUGACAAUGACAACGCUGGUAUCUACCAAGCGGAAUUACUAGCACGGUGGGGUAAGAACCUCUUCUUUCUAAGGUGGGACGUUGAUGGCAGUACUGGUUGGGAGCCACGAAGGAACAUUCUGGACAAGAAUAUGCUACACAAUUUUGAGUCAACUUACACCGGAUUUGAUAAGGGAGUCGAUGUGUUGCAUACGCGCCAAAGCAAACGUGGUAAGCGGCAAUAUCUUUUGCAUUUCCACGGUCGCCCUCAAUCCGAAGAUUUUUGGGUUAGUACGGACUUAUUGAGCUCAACUCUCCUUGAAAGAGCCAGGCAGCUGCAUUUCGACCAACUAGAAUGA